CCGGGGCUGAUCACGUGGUGUAAUGACAUGUUAGAGAAGGCGGGGCUAGAGUCUCCAUUAUUUCUAACAAGCCCUGGAAAAAAUCCACAGGGAGGAUCUGGCUGGGCUGUUUAAUGCCUUUCAUUGUGCCGGAGCCCGAUGCCUGGGAGCGUUGAAUAUUUAUUGAAAUAGGAGCUGCACUGGAUAAAGAAACAGAAGUAUCGAGCCGGUUUUGGAGACCUUGAUAAACCUUGUAUUUUAAAAAGGAUUCAACAUGUUUAACUUGAUGAAAAAGGACAAGGACAAAGAUGGCAUCAGAAAGGAGAAGAAAAAGGAGAAGAAAGAGAGGAUGUCAGCAGCAGAACUAAAGAGCUUGGAAGAGAUGAGUCUAAGAAGGGGCUUUUUUAACCUUAACCGGUCUUCCAAGAGGGACUCGAAGACUAAACUGGAGAUUUCCAAUCCCAUACCAAUUAAGGUGGCAAGUAGCACGGAGUUGAACCUCACUGAUAUUGACUCUGAUAAUAUCAGUAAUAGGGGUAGUGUCAUCUAUGAUUCUGGACAUCUGAGCACUGCCAGCUCCAGCGAUGAUUUGAAGCUAGAGGAAAGCAGCUUUAAAGGCAGUGUGCUUCAACGUGCAGCCAAAUUUGGCUCUCUGGCCAAACAGAAUUCUGGGAUGGCUCAAAUGGUAAAAAGGUUUUCUUUCUCCCAGAAGAGCCGAGAUGAAAGUCUGUCUGAGACCUCCACUCCCUCAGAGCACUCUGCUGCUCCCUCCCCGCAGGUUGAGAUUAGAACAUUUGAAACGCAACUCAAACACAGUUUGCCUUCAGUACAGGUAACACCACCACACAAUGCGCAAACCGCCGCUUCUGUGCCAGAAGUGGUAGGGAAGACCUUCCUGGCUGAUCUAAGGUUGCCUUCAGUACUCCCACCACAAGCUCCAGUACCAAGGGAACUGGAACUGCAGAGAAGAAACACUGGAGACUUUGGUUUCUCGCUCCGUAGGACAACCAUGCUAGACAGGGCACCGGAUGGCCAAGCGUACAGGAGGGUUGUCCACUUUGCGGAACCUGGUGCUGGAACUAAAGAUCUUGCCUUGGGCUUGGUUCCUGGUGACCGGUUAGUAGAAAUUAAUGGGCGUAAUGUGGAAAAUAAGUCUCGUGAUGAAAUUGUGGAGAUGAUCCGGCAGUCUGGGGAUACAGUGCGGCUAAAGGUGCAGCCUAUUCCUGAACUGAGUGAAUUAAGCCGGAGCUGGUUGAGAAGCAGCAAAGGGCUGAGGAAAGAGGCUUUUGACCUGGAGCCAGCAGCCUCUUCCUCUUCUUCACUGAGCCAGGCCAAAACUGAAGAGCAGAUCUCUGCGGAACAGAACUGGUAUGAGACCGAGAAAGUCUGGCUGGUCCACAAAGAUGGCUUUUCGCUAGCCAAUAAACUGAAUACAGAUAACGACAGCCUGCCCGAGGGAAAGGUGAAAAUACGACUGGAACAUGAUGGGAGCCUACUGGAUGUGGAUGAAGAUGAUGUGGAGAAGGCUAAUGCUCCUUCUCAUGACCGAGUGGAGGACUUGGCCUCCCUGCUGUACUUGAAUGAAGCCAGUGUCCUGCACACCCUGCGGCAGAGAUAUGGUGGGAACCUCAUUCAUACCCAUGCAGGCCCAUCCAUGGUCAUCUUGAACCCCAUGAGCUCUCCCUCUAUAUAUUCUGAGAAGGUGAUGCAUAUGUUUAAAGGUUGUCGUAGGGAGGACACCUCGCCCCACAUUUAUGGAGUAGCGCAGGCUGCGUACUGGAAUAUGCUAAUGACUCGCCAGGACCAGUCCAUCGUCUUACUCGGGAACAGCGGCAGCGGAAAGACUACCAGCUGCCAGCAUGUGAUCCAAUAUCUGGCUACCGUGUCUGGGAGCACUGGAAAGAUCCUGUCGGCGGAGAAGUGGCAGGCGGUAUAUACCAUUCUGGAGGCAUUUGGCAACAGCAGCACCAAUUUGAAUGGAAAUGCCACUCGCUUCUCACAGAUCAUCUCACUGGACUUUGACCAAGCUGGGCAGGUGGCUUCUGCCUCCAUACAGACAAUGCUGCUGGAGAAGCUGAGAGUUGCCAGGCGUCCUGAAAAUGAAGCUUCUUUUAAUGUAUUCUACUAUCUUCUGGCCGGAGCUGACCAAGCUCUUCGGACAGAGCUCCAUUUCAAUCACUUGGCAGACAAUAAUGUGUUUGGCAUUACAUCUUCACCCAAGGCCGAGGAUAAGCAGAAGGCUGUGCAGCUUUUUGGCAAACUGCAGGCAGCCAUGAAAAUCCUUGGGAUCUCCAAUGAGGAGCAGAAAGCCUUUUGGCUGAUACUGGGAGCCAUUUACCACCUGGGGUCAGCUGGAGCCACCAAAGCUGGCAGGAAGCAGUUUGCCAGGCAUGAGUGGGCACAGAAAGCCGCGUACCUCCUGGGCUGUUCACUGGAAGAACUCUCCUCCUCCAUAUUCAAGCACCAACCUAAGACCAGCGGCCUACAGAAGUCGACGUCCUUUCGCCAAGGUCUGGACGAUGGAAGCCAGGGAGACGGCACAGGGUCCAAGCUGUCUGCGUUGGAUUGCCUAGAAGGCAUGGCUUCUGGCUUAUACUCUGAACUCUUCACUCUGCUCAUCUCAUUGAUUAACAGAGCCCUGAAGUCCAACCAGCACUCUCUCUGCUCCAUCAUGAUCGUGGACACCCCGGGGUUCCAGAACCCCGAGCUUGCCAAGCAGGGACGGGGUGCCACCUUUGAAGAACUGUGUCACAACUACGCUCAGGAAAGGCUGCAGUCUCUCUUCCAUGAGAAAACCUUUGUUCAGGAGCUUGAGCGAUACAAGGAGGAAAACAUAGAGCUUGCUUUAGAUGAAAUUGAGUCCAGUACAUCUGGCUCAGUAGCUGCUGUAGACCAAGCAUCGCAUCAAACACUGGUAAGAUCUCUUGCAAGAACUGACGAGGCCAGAGGUCUUCUUUGGCUGCUAGAAGAAGAAGCAUUGCAGCCUGGUGGCAAUGAGGACACCCUACUGGAACGCCUCUUUACUUACUAUGGACCUCAAGAAGGAGAAGAAACAGGUAAAAAACCCCUUCUUAGAAGCAACAAGCCACGACACUUCUUGAUGGGUCAUAGCUAUGGAACCAACUGGGUAGAAUAUGAUGCUACUGGGUGGUUGAACUAUGUCAAGCAGAACCCGGCUUCCCAGAACGCUGCUGUCUUGCUGCAAGACUCCCAAAAGAAAAUAAUUAGCAGUCUAUUUGCUGGGAGAACAGGGACAGCUACAGUUUUAUCUGGAUCAGUGGCUGGUUUAGAGGGGGGAUCUCAACUGGCCCUGCGAAGAGCCACCAGCAUGAGGAAGACUUUUACUACUGGGGUGGCUGCGGUGAAGAAGAAGUCACUGUGCAUACAAAUAAAACUUCAAGUGGAUGGUUUGAUUGACACAAUCAAGAGGUCUAAGAUUCACUUUGUUCACUGCUUUGUCCCCAAAGUAGACUCCAUGAGUCUUAAUACCCGCUUGGUCACAGCUGCCCGGGUCGGGUCCAGUGAGUCUGACCUCUCUGGGGAACGCUGUGAUGCAGAGCUCAUGCAGAUAGAUGUCCCUCUCCUGCGGGCUCAGAUCCGCGGAUCUCGACUCUUGGAUGCUUUACGCAUGUACAGACAAGGUUACCCUGACCAUAUGGCGUUCUGUGAAUUCAGGCGUCGAUUUGAUGUUCUUGUUCCCCAUCUCACCAAGAAGCAUGGCCGCAACUAUAUCGUUACUGAUGAGAAGAGGGCUGUUGAAGAGCUUUUGGAGUCUCUGGAUCUAGAGAAGAACAGUUAUCAUAUGGGAUUGAGCAGGGUGUUCUUCAGAGCAGGCACUUUCACGAAGCUCGAGGAACAGAGGGAUGAGCAAACCCGGAGAAACCUCUGCCUGUUCCAAGCUGCUUGCAGAGGUUACCUGGCACGACAGCAGUUUAAGAAGAGGAAGAUCCAAGAGCUUGCCAUUCGCUGCAUCCAGAAAAAUAUCAAGAAGAACAAGGGAGUUAAGGGCUGGCCCUGGUGGAAACUCUUCACUACAGUUCGCCCGUUGAUAGAGGUGCAGCUGACAGAGGACCAGAUCCGUGGAAAAGACGAGGAGAUACAACAGCUGAAAGGCAGAUUGGAAAAGGUGGAAAAAGAAAGGAAUGAACUGAGAUUAAACACUGAUCGCUUGGAUAGCAGGAUCACAGAACUGAAUUCUGAGCUAACAGACGAGAGGAACACAGGAGAAUCUGCCUCACAGCUGCUGGAGACUGAGACGUCUGAAAGGCUCCGGGUGGAAAAAGAUAUGAAGGAUUUACAGGCCAAAUACGAUGCACUGAAGAAGCGGAUGGAAUCCAUGGAAGUGGAGGUUAUGGAGGCCAGGCUGAUCCGAGCAGCUGAGCUAAAUGGUGACUUGGAUGAUGACGAUUCUGGUGGGGAAUGGCGCUUGAAGUAUGAGCGCUCUGUGCGGGAGAUCGACUUCACCAAAAAACGCAUGCAGCAGGAGUUUGAAGAUAAACUGGAGGUUGAGCAGCAAAACAAGAGGCAACUGGAACGCAGAUUGGCAGAUCUGCAGGCAGAUAAUGAAGAGACACAGAGGACACUGCAACAAUUAAAGAAGAAAUGCCAGCGACUCACAUCGGAGCUGCAAGACACCAAGUUGCACCUAGAGGGACAUCAAGGACGCAACCAUGAUCUUGAGAAGAAGCAGAGAAAGUUUGACACUGAGCUGGCACAGGCCCAAGAAGAGGCACAGAGGGAGAAAAUCCAGAAGGAGAAGCUGAGCAGAGAAAAGGAUAUGCUGACCUCUGAGGUCUUCAGCUUGAGGCAACAGCUGGAGGAGAAGGACACAGACAUUGUGGUUUUCACCCACAAGAUCGAACAGUUGGAAGCAGAACUGCAAGACGUUUCAUGCCAGGAGUCCAAGGAUGAAGCUUCAUUGGCCAAAGUCAAGAAACAACUGCGUGACUUGGAAGCCAAAGUCAAAGAUCAAGAGGAGGAGCUGGAUGAACAGGCUGGAACUAUUCAGAUGCUGGAGCAGGCCAAACUGCGCCUAGAAAUGGAGAUGGAACGACUCAGGCAGUCUCACUCCAAGGAACUCGAGAGCAAAGAUGAAGAAGUGGAAGAGAUUCGUCAGUCUUGCCAGAAAAAGUUAAAGCAAAUGGAGCUGCAGUUAGAAGAAGAAUACGAGGAUAAGCAGAAAGUCCUGAGAGAGAAACGAGAGCUUGAAAACCGCCUGAGUAACGUGAGCGAGAAGGUUAGCCACCGUGAUUUUGAGACAGAAAAGCGCUUGAGAAAAGAUCUGAAGAGGACAAAAGCCCUGCUUGCAGAUGCACAAAUCAUGUUGGAUCACUUGAAGAAUAAUGCUCCCAGCAAGCGUGAAAUUGCACAGCUCAGAAGCCAGCUGGAGGAGUCUGAAUUCACAAGCGCUGCAGCUGUGAAGGCUCGAAAGUCCAUGGAAGUGGAAAUGGAAGAUCUCCAUCUUCAGAUAGAUGACCUCUCCAAAGCAAAAACAGCACUGGAGGAACAGGUAAGCCGCCUGCAGAGAGAGAAGAAUGAGUUGCUGAGCCGUAUGGAAGAGGACCAGGAGGAUAUGAACGAGCUGAUGAAGAAACACAAGGCAGCUGUGGCUCAGUCCUCCCGAGACCUGGCUCAGAUCAACGACCUGCAGACUCAGCUGGAAGAAGCAAGCAAAGAGAAACAAGAAAUACAGGAGAAGUUACAAGGCUUACAGAGUCAGCUAGAGUUUGUGGAACAGUCUACGGUGGAUAAGUCUCUAGUGAGCAGACAAGAAGCCAAGAUCCGGGAACUUGAGACACGUCUGGAAUUUGAGAGGACGCAAGUGAAACGCAUGGAGAGUCUCGUCACACGGUUAAAGGAGAACAUCGAAAAACUGACAGAGGAAAGGGAUCAGCGGGUAGCAGCAGAGAACAGAGAGAAGGAGCAGAAUAAACGAAUGCAGAGGCAGAUCCGGGACAUGAAGGAGGAAAUGGUGGAAUUGGCUAAAAAAGAGACCGAGGCCAGCCGCAAGAAGCAUGAGCUGGAAAUGGAUUUGGAGAGUUUGGAAGCUGCAAACCAAAGUUUACAAUCGGAUCUAAAACUGGCCUUCAAGCGCAUCGGGGACCUUCAGGCUGCUAUUGAGGAUGAGAUGGAGAGUGAUGACAAUGAAGACUUGAUUAACAGUCUACAGGACAUGGUGACCAAGUAUCAUAAGCGAAAGAAUAAAAAUGAUGGAGACUCUGAUGAUGAUUCAGAGCUGGAAGAACGAGUGGAUGGCGUAAAAUCCUGGCUUUCCAAAAAUAAAGGUUCCUCCAAAGCUUUCUCGGAUGAUGGCAGUUUAAAGAGCUCCAGUCCCCCGUCUUAUCGGAAACCGCUGAACUACGACAGAUCGGAUGAAGAGCGGGAUAACUUUGAAAGCACAUACCGAUCCAAGUACUCCCCACGAAGCUACCUGAGCGAUAGUGACACGGAGACCAAAUCCUCUGAACUGUUGUCCUAACUGAAAGGGCAUAAGCGAGAAGGGUGCCAUCGCUAGGGAUGUGAGAGUUUGCCUUGUCCAUUGCUUGAGAAACGCGGCUUCAGACAUUUUGUUUUGUAUCUGUUGGUGUUGCCUUUGAGAUUCCCGUUAAAGGAGAAAGUCACUGCUCGCUAGAGUUAUACAGGGAUGCCGUUCUUGCCCAAAGCCUGGCAAUCUAACUGCAUGGCCUAUGUGCAGCAUUAGAGGUUGGAGGCGGCUUUGUUGGGUUGUUUUAUCUUCUGUUCAUGCUUUGAUGGUGGAUGGGGAGAAAAAAAAAAGUAAAUUAUUACUCUGCUCUACUCUCUAUAUUUUCUCCAUUUAUUAUGUUUCUCCCUUUUAAAGUUUUUUUCUUUUCUUUAUUGUGUGAUCUUAACGUUCUCCUCCUCUAAGUAGCAAACAGAGGCUGCACUCCAAGUAUGAGUGCUUAUGGUGUUCCUAUUACAAGGGUGAUUCCAAAGAGCCCCCUGCAUAAUGGUGCCUUUUCUGCCAUAUUGUUUCAAACUUCAGUGUGGGAAAACCAAAUGACAAUGCUUUUUAGACUCCAUAUUAUUAUGUAUCCCUUUUAUUUACAUAUGUUUAUUAUGUACAUACAUUUAUUUUUCCUUGUUAAUUAAUUAAAGAGAAAAAGACAACAGUCUUAUACAACCAAGAUCACUCAGACUGGUUCUGACGAGUCGUGCUCUAGAUAUGGAAUUUCCUUAGAUGGACUCAAGGAAAUCAUCCUGUAUUAUAAACCUAAAUCUUACGAAGUUUAAAUGGUAAUAUUUGGUUGAUAUCUUUAUACUGAAGCCUGAGGCAAAUGGUGUUAAAAGAACAUGGUGUUCCGUUAAUAUAUAUAUGCUGUCACAGAGGACUGCAAACACAAUGGUACCUUUUAAGAGUUAAUACCAAACGCAUCUUCAAAAUGUCUGGCGAUACAUUAUUGAUGUUGGUAAGACUGUUCAUGUCAAUUAAAAGUAAUUAAAUAAAAAAUGCAAAUUGAUAACCAUGUGAAAAAUGAAAAUAUUUACCUGUAAGCAUGUGGAGGGCAUACAAUUCCAAGAUAAAGCUGUUCCUGAAUGACAGGUGUCCGUUCUACACAAUCCUUCCUGCAGGACAAUGAAAAUCUGACUAUUCUUAAAUCUUUUCAGUACUUUUAUGUAUUACGUUAAUCGCUCUUGAUAACAGCCACUGGAUGCGCCCCUCCCUGGGGUACAGAGGCGCAUAUUACUUGCCACGGAUUAAUUUUUACUCCUUCUUGUGUACUGUGUAAUAAAAAUUACCUGCACGUCGCCUGCACGGAGGAGUCUAACCGUAACAGCGGAUGUCUGCUUCCUUACUUUCUACAAAUAUAUAACAAUACAGAAAGCUAUGUUAUGUUUUUAACAUAUAGAACUAUUGGGGUAACGUUACUCCUAGUAACAUUUUUGGUGAAACAGACACGCUCCCUAAUGCCCAUUUCGGACAGGAAAAUUAAAUCCAGAAAUUUGUAUAUCCCUUUGUGUGCAUGAAUCCUGCAAGAUGGCUGGAGUGUGGGGUGUAUGUAUCUAUUCCUUGGAUGUGCUUGAUCAAAAUGCAGCUUUUUUUAAUUAUGUGGAGAGUCAAAUAAAAAAAAAAAUCCUC
Molecule: messenger RNA, 8077 nt
Organism: Spea bombifrons (plains spadefoot toad)
Lineage: Eukaryota; Metazoa; Chordata; Amphibia; Anura; Pelobatidae
Gene: MYO18A
Product: myosin XVIIIA
Exons: 42
Coding region: 254-6457 (2067 amino acids)
Cellular component (GO): myosin complex
Molecular function (GO): protein binding; ATP binding; cytoskeletal motor activity
Source: RefSeq, a predicted model, not a curated record